Fusarium oxysporum Fo47 is the source of this 867-nucleotide messenger RNA. RefSeq lists its product as uncharacterized. The transcript has a single exon. The record is from RefSeq and is a predicted model, not a curated record. NCBI's taxonomy places the organism in Eukaryota, Fungi, Ascomycota, Sordariomycetes, Hypocreales, Nectriaceae. The coding region runs from base 238 to 627 and encodes 129 amino acids.
CCCUUCUACGCUUCGAAACAAACUUGUUCUCGGUCCACAGACUUCGUUGGCAGAGUCUAUCUCGCUCGUACAUUUCUUCGUUGAAUACAUACAUAAGUUACUUUACUUAUUAGCUUGUGCUUCUCGCUGUCUGGAUACAGAGCAUCGAUCUGUUCUCGCUUCCAACUCACUCACUCACUUAUACCAACCGCAACCGCUUUGAAAGCACUCACUUACACAACAACCAACACCAACACAAUGCAUUUCUCUAAGCUUAUCCUGGCUGUUCUGCCUGCCUUCGCUCUCGCUAACGAGGGUACCACCACCCACACGUCCACCGCCGUCGUUACCAAGACCUACUACCUCUCUCAGGUUCACACCAUCACCGCCACUGGUGUGAGCACCACUGCUGUUGAGACUUCCGUCGAGGUUACUUCAACAGCUCUCGUUGAGGAGACCACCACCUUCUGGCCUGUUUCUCACAACAACACCACUCCUGUCUCUACCCCAAAGGCCUCUAACACAGCCGGUAGCACUGGUGGUUCGUCCGAGCCCUCCGAGGUUCCUGGCAACGCUGGAUCUGCUGUCGCCGUCGGCAAGUUCGCUGUGGUCGGCGUUGCUGGUAUGGUUGCCGCUGCUCUUCUGUAAGCGUGUUCUGGAUGGAACGAGGUUCCACUAGAAUCUCGAGACUGUCGACUUGCAUCAAAGUCGACAACAACCACUGUCUCCCAUUUCUUGUCCAUUCACCUUUUAUACCCUGGUCACCAGCGCGGCCUAUUCUUUAUGAUGAAACGCCACGAUACCAACAGCAGGUCGACACUUGUCGCCUGCUUCACCUUGAUGAGUCUUGAGACUCUGCCUGCUGGAUAGCUUGACUGCUUCCUUACG